AUGUCAAUUACGAGAAUAAGGGCUUUGCAGAAGCUAGGAGCUCUUGAUGGCUCUCAUCUCAGCUACAAGUCCAAACAGACACCCGCAUCAUGGGUUGUCCGCACGCCCGCCACAUCCACGUUGCCCUGGGGGCGACGCUCCUUCAGAUCGACAACAGUGAAUGGUAAUAAGGCCCCUGGCGAUGAAAGCAAGAAUCAAUCGACCGACAACCAAAUACCUCAGCUUUCUCCUUCCGACAACAAUUUGCUCCUCAAAUCCCAAUUCGAAAUUCACGGGGAUAUCAGAGAAUAUUUGCGAAGAUGGCAGGAGACCAAUCCUCCUGUAUUGGAUCCCCUCAUGAGAGCAACCGGUGAUCAGUCAGUUCAAGACUCCGGCCAGAUCGUGGGCAACAUGCCAAACGGCCGAGAAGCUAGAGAACUCUGGGGCGAUCCAAACCGACCGCAGCAGGAGAGCCUACAUACAGAGGAAUAUGAAGGCGAAUUUCUUGAGCCAGGCGAUCUUGUUGCCCGGUUAAACGCCGAUGGAAUCUUCAAUUAUGCGAUCUAUGUCCGGUCUGUCCAUAAGCAAAAGCAGUUUUAUAGCUCCAACGGGAAUUGGCGCAUUUGCUCUAACAUGGAACUUGAUUAUGUGAUCAAAGACUUUGCUCCGGUUGAACUGAUUGAGCCUCUGAAGCCUUGGUUCCCAGACACAGAAGCUAUUGCGAACGAAGAUCUUCAACUAGCGCCAGAGGGUGGUUUACCUCGGUCAGUGGGUGGUCAACUUUUGGAGAUGAUGAAUAACUUCAAAACCCACACCUUGGCGUUUUACAGAGAAAAUUCCCAGGUUCUGGAUGAUCUGCACAGCCAGGUGGCAGAUGAGACAGAAAUUCUUCAUCUCACACUCGAACAAUUGACAAUGAAUGUUCUUGGUAUCGAAGAGGACGAGCUCACCAGCGUCAAUAUCUUUGCUGUUCAUCAGGCUGUCCGUCGCUUUCCUUUCCUCGUUGAAAAAGAGUCGAGCUCUGUGUUCAGUCGGAUGUACAUUGUGCAACCGAAAAGAAUUGCCAAUAUUGUCAAGCAAGUUGUCGAUUGGACUCACGAACACCAAGAUCAUUGCGUUCAGAGUGUAUUGGCGAAGAGCACCCAAAAGCAAAUGAGCGGCCAUCCCAUGCAGCAAUUCCUGUCUAAGGCACAGCGGUUGAUUCGUUUGAGCCGAAAGGUUCGCUCUCCCACUGUAAUGUCCAGCGUCGGUCCAUCGUCCCAGAGAUUCCCGGCGAACAAGGACGGAAAUCCGAUGGUUUACCGAGAGAUGCCCACUGAGCAGUUCAACGCGAACGAUCAGAUGAUCAUUGAAUAUCUGCAGCUCUAUGCUGUCCCUACUAUCAUCAUGCCCUCUGGCACUUUGAGAUCGACCGCAACACACAUCAUGAGAGCGACGGGCAUGUACAACGCCAUUGGUCUGAGCGAGGCUUCAACGCGGCUUCUGCUGCAAGAGCUUGGUGUGAUCGCGCCAUGGGAAAACCUGUUCCCACUUGACCAAUAUCUGAUGCUUCCUGGUCACGGGGUGUCACUUGCAAAGGAUUUGGAGGCCGAAGAAGUUGUGCAGUCAUGCCAGAAUAUCGCAACUGAGCGGUUGCAAGAUUCCAUGCAAGACUUGAGGAAGGACUGGGGAGAUAUGCCUGUGUAUUGUGUGGAUGAUGUGACAGCACAGGAGAUCGAUGAUGGUAUCUCAUUGGAGAAGAUUCCAGGUUCAAGCAACGAGUUCUGGGUGCACGUCCAUGUGGCCAAUCCAACGGCAUUCCUUCAACAUGACGACCCUAUCAUUGAAUAUGCGUCGACACGCCUGUCCACAUCCUACCUUCCAGAACGCACCUAUCCUAUGCUUCCCAAUACCCUCACUGAGCCUAACUUCAGCUUGGCUGCUGGCCGGCCUGUGCUCACGUUCAGUGCCAAGAUGAACUUGCAAGGCGAACUCCUGGAUAGUAAAAUUCAAAACGGCACGAUUCACAACGUCAUCAACAUGACGCAUAAAACACUGCGUGGCGUCUUCAAUUCCGAGUCCGAUGCAACCUCCAAGCCUCUGAUUGUGGGUGGUGAGUACACCAGCCCACAGCAACCUGAAGGCAAAAUCAUUCAAGAGUCCCUUCGCCCCGAGGAACUGGAGAAUUUCCACACCAUGCGACAACUGAUGUUGGCUUUCCGCGAAAUCCGAAAGGGGAAUGGUGCCAUGGACUCCACGCCUCUUCGUCCAAACCUUGCCAUCUCAGUCCAGGCAGGCAGCGAGGGAAUGAAACCCUAUGAGAUGCAAGCUUCACAAGGACGGUACUAUCUUGGAGACCCAGUUAUCCGCCUCUCCCUCAACGAAAAAUUCGACCCGUACGAGGUUCGUGACCAAUCCAAAGACAACUUGAUCUCGCUUGUGAUGAACUUAGCUGGACACGUCUCUGGCCAAUUCUGUGCUGCCCGUAACAUCCCGGCCAUCUUCGAUGGAACCUGGUAUGAUCCAGAAUACGGGCGCCUCACCAACAAGAACCUCAAUCAGUUUGGUGGCGAAGGCUUUUUCCAAAUGGUUGCCCCUCUGGCUCGAUCAUCGACCAGCCCAAUUCAUCACCACUUCCUGGGUCUUCCGGCAUACGUCAAAAGUACGAGUCCACUACGUCGGUAUACAGACAUAGUUGCACACUAUCAGAUUGAGGCAGCUUUGCGCUUUGAGCAUGAGCAUGGCCGUCAAUUCAACGCCCUGACAGACAGCCCUGAUCCCGCUGCCGACCUGGCCGACGUUGAUGGGGUCUCUCCGAACGAUUCUUCUUCCACUCCAACCUCCCUCCUCCCCUUCUCCAAGUCCACACUGGACGCCUACAUUUCCAACACACAACCUCUCCGCACACAUCUCCGCUGGCUCGAUACCUUCUCCUCCCAACAUUGGGCGUGCAUGCUUCUCUUCCGCGCAUUCUAUUUCGACGAAUGUGCUCUUCCCGAUACAUUCCCCUGUGUACUCCGUACGCCUCGUCAAAGGCCCAAACAGUUCGACACGGAAUAUUCUGCGGUGAUUGCCAACAUGGGACUGAAUUGCGCGGUGACGAUUCCAGAGGACUUUGCCGAUAAAGACAAACUGGACACUUUCUGUCUUGUUGAUGCCCGUAUUACCGCAGUCGAUAUGGCUACUUUUGAGGUCACACUCGAGGCUACUCGAUUUGUAAAGCCAUUCGAGAGAACGGGCGAGUGGGCUUAA
Messenger RNA from Penicillium brevicompactum, 3210 nucleotides. RefSeq names its product exoribonuclease II. NCBI's taxonomy places the organism in Eukaryota, Fungi, Ascomycota, Eurotiomycetes, Eurotiales, Aspergillaceae. The record is from RefSeq and is a predicted model, not a curated record. Gene Ontology annotation, cellular component: P-body; exosome (RNase complex). Gene Ontology annotation, molecular function: 3'-5'-RNA exonuclease activity; RNA binding. The transcript has 2 exons. Gene Ontology annotation, biological process: mRNA catabolic process. Bases 1 to 3210 code for a protein of 1069 amino acids.